Molecule: messenger RNA, 553 nt
Organism: Camelus dromedarius (Arabian camel)
Lineage: Eukaryota; Metazoa; Chordata; Mammalia; Artiodactyla; Camelidae
Gene: DYDC2
Product: DPY30 domain containing 2
Exons: 4
Coding region: 121-420 (99 amino acids)
Cellular component (GO): Set1C/COMPASS complex
Source: RefSeq, a predicted model, not a curated record
GAAGGGGCGCGCGAGUUUCGCUGAGCAGAGGUCGGAAGACAGAAAAGAUUCAGCAGAGAAGAGGGGGCGCGCGAAGUGUGCAGGGUGCCCGCUGGAGCAGGGACCACCAGGCCCACCAGGAUGGAAACUGAAUACCUGAAGAGGUGUUUUGGGAAUUGCCUGGCCCAGGCGCUGGCAGAGGUGGCAAAGAUUCAGCCCAGUGACCCCAUCGAGUACCUGGCUCACUGGCUUUAUCAUUACAGGAAAACAGCGAAAGCGAAAGAAAAGGAAAGGCAAGAGAAGAUCCAGCUGCAGCAAGAAUAUGAUAAUAGCCUCAAAGAAACCAAAAUGGCAGAAAUGCUGAAGCAGGAAGAGUAUGAGAUUCAGCAGAAGUAUGAAAGGUGUCACCAGGAAAACCCACCACCAUCGUCAUGCGACUGAAGCUAGAAACCUGGCAGCCAUCGUGGAUUUCCCCUGCCUCCACCCUCCUCAUCCUAUUCAGUGACCAAAUUCUCAAGUUUACUUUAAAAUUUUUUCUUGUAUCACAUGAGGCAGUACAGGGUAGUGGUUAAAC